Molecule: messenger RNA, 1602 nt
Organism: Polyodon spathula (Mississippi paddlefish)
Lineage: Eukaryota; Metazoa; Chordata; Actinopteri; Acipenseriformes; Polyodontidae
Exons: 5
Coding region: 169-891 (240 amino acids)
Biological process (GO): phagosome-lysosome fusion; endosome to lysosome transport
Cellular component (GO): phagocytic vesicle; late endosome; lysosome
Molecular function (GO): GTPase activity; GTP binding
Source: RefSeq, a predicted model, not a curated record
UCUUCACUUGUGCUCCAUCUUGGCUCCAAACUCCCUAUAGUUUACUACGGAGCCUGCGACACGGUGUUGAGCCAGAAUGGUUUCUAAGCGGACUCUGAUGCCUUGUGAAGUGGUUUGAAAACACAGAAGAUAUUUUAAUGGCCGGUCUCCCUCACACAAGUGCUGCAAAUGCGAUCCACUAAAUUGUACUGCUACUCUGUGUGCCCCCCCCCGGAUGACGUAAUCACCCCCCCCUGCCCCCCCAAGACCCGUGACAGCCCACACCGCCAUAUUGAGAGCAGUACUGUCAACAACAGCGGAGACAGAGAGAGAGUCUGCAAAGGUGUUGGAAAGACCUCUCUUAUGAACCAGUAUGUCAAUAAGAAGUUCAGUAACCAGUACAAAGCCACGAUCGGAGCCGACUUCCUGACCAAGGAGGUGCUGGUGGACGACAGGCUGGUCACAAUGCAGAUCUGGGACACGGCUGGGCAGGAGCGGUUCCAGUCGCUGGGUGUCGCGUUCUAUCGGGGGGCAGACUGCUGCGUGCUGGUGUUCGACGUGACGGCUCCAAACACCUUCAAAACUCUGGACAGCUGGAGAGACGAGUUCCUGAUCCAGGCCGGGCCCCGGGACCCUGAGAACUUCCCCUUCGUAGUGCUGGGGAACAAGAUCGACCUGGAGAACAGACAGGUGCCGCUCAAGCGUGUUCAGGCGUGGUGUCAGAGCAAGAACAACAUCCCGCACUUUGAGACGAGCGCCAAGGAGGCGAUCAACGUGGAGCAGGCCUUCCAGAUCAUCGCCAGAAACGCACUGAAACAGGAAUCUGAAGUCGAGACGUACGACUUCCCAGAUCAGAUCAAACUGGACAGAAACGAGCAGCCGAGAGCUUCAAGCGAAGGGUGCAACUGCUGAGUGGAGAGGGAGGGGAGGGGAGAGAGAGAGAGAGAGAGAGAGACCCUCUGUCCCCUUAAAAAACCCCAAAACCUCGCUCAAACUUCGGACCGUCUGAAAACUUUGGUGGCUAGACCAGCUUCUCCUUUAGGGGUGUUUGUUUAUUGUUGUCAUUAUUAUAAUUAGUUUGGUUUUGUUUAUUCAGUCGUUUGCCAAAUAACUUUAUAAAGAAGGAAAAAAAAAAAAACACAAAUCUGAAAGCGCUGUACUUUUUUUAAAGUUACUGACAAAAUUUCUCGUAAUCAGUUCAGCGUUUCCUUCUGUGAGAGCCACGGCCUUGCCAGACCCCCACCCUGCACUCUCAGCAGGAUCGGAGGGAGGCACCCAACGGUCAGAAACAUUACAAGAGACACAAACACACCACCAACCAAUAUAAAACUGAGGCACAGGGAGAGAGGGGGGAGGGACCGGACUCUUACAAACGCGCACGUUAUAUUGUAUUAUUUUAUUACUUUGUGUUAUUUUGAACUGGUUUGAACUGGGGGGGCGUGCUGCUUUUCCAGCUGUUCGCACUGGUCUUGCCCCCUUUGAAACUCACACUCCUCUGUUUAGUUUGCAGUCAGAAACCAGUAUUUGUGUCUCAGAUUCCCAGUUCUCUUACUGGGGGGCUAGUUGGUGUGAUUUUCAGCAGGGAGGCAGUGAAGCAUGAAGGGUUAACUGUCUUUGGGGGAG